CUCGAGGAGGGGCGCGGCCACGAGCUGUGAUGUGCCGCUUUUCUCCUUGUCAUGUGUUGCGCUCACAGUGCUUACAUGAAACACAAGACACGAAUGCAAACCAGUGUAAAGAAGAGUGCCGAAAAACAUUAAAAAGCUCCGAAGUGAGGAUGGCCGUUUUGGCAAAUCACAAACUUUGGGAAUCAGUGGAUUAUUGCAGAAGAUUGAUACUUUUACCACUGGAGAAGCAAGACAGUAUGGCAGACAGACUCAUGACAUCCUAACUACCGUUUACAUACUUUCUCUUCAAAGUGUGCAGCGAUGGAUUCGCUUUACAUCGCUAUUGAAUUGGUGAUCGCUGUCGUGUCAAUCGUCGGCAAUGUGCUGGUGUGUUGGGCUGUGGCCAUCAACUCCACUCUCAAAAACGCCACCAAUUAUUUUUUGGUAUCGCUGGCCGUGGCAGAUAUUUUGGUUGGUUGUCUUGCCAUCCCUUUUGCCAUCACUAUAAGCAUUGGUCUGGAGUCAGACUUUUAUGGAUGCCUUUUCUUGGCUUGUUUUGUUCUGGUACUGACUCAGAGUUCAAUAUUUAGUCUCCUGGCGGUUGCCAUCGACAGAUAUCUGGCGGUAAAAAUUCCUCUGAGGUAUAAGGAGCUUGUCACAGGGAAGAGAGCAAGAGAGAUCAUCACAAUUUUAUGGAUCUUAUCCUUUAUCAUUGGACUCAUCCCAUUUGUGGGCUGGAACAAAAGAUAUAUAUCCUGUUCCAGAAACGAAAGCAACUCUUUAGAGUCUACCAACACUAGCAAUGCCGCCGAGAUGGAAACAGGCUUCUUGAGAAGCUGUUGCCUCGAGUGCUUGUUCGAGAAUGUGGUGGACAUGAGCUACAUGGUGUACUUCAACUUCUUUGGUUGUGUGCUACCACCUCUCCUCAUCAUGCUGGGCAUUUACGUGAAGAUCUUCACCGUGGCACGCAAACAGCUGCGUCAUAUCGAGCUCAAAUGCAGCGUGAGCAAUGGCGAGAAUCACCACCAUGGCUUGCUGCAACGGGAGAUUCGUGCUGCUAAAUCACUAUCCAUCAUUGUGGGCUUAUUUGCUCUUUGCUGGCUGCCCGUACACAUCUUGAACUGCCUCACUCUCUUCUACAGCCAUCUCAAGAAGCCCAGCUUUAUCAUGAACAUUGCCAUCAUCCUCUCGCAUGCCAACUCCGCCGUCAAUCCCAUCAUCUAUGCCUAUCGUAUUCAGGAGUUCAGAGUCACUUUCAGGAAGAUUUUGAACCGACAUUUCCUUUGCCAACGGGAUGAGAUGUAUCUUAGGUCCAAUGGAAGUAGCAGACACAAAGACCAGAUUACAAUGACCAUUGACCCUCUAAUAUAGUUAUAGUUCUUUGUCAAAAUAUAUGGAGAGAAAUGUUUACAGACCAAAGAACUGCAAACAAUCUAACGAUGUAUGUUCAACAUGUCAAAGGUUGUGGCCCACUAUUAAUCAAAAGACAUGUCUGAACAUCUUCAUGAUUUGUUAACGUUAAACUGUGAAGAAAAGUCUGUGGAAAAUUGAUGGAGUAUAUUUCAACUUUCAAACCUGAACAAGCACUAGCAAACUUGAGCAGGAGCCAUAUUCAGAGCCUUGGUACAGGAAUGCAAGCGAAGAUUGAUUCGUGUCCCACUGUAACUGCUAAACUCUAACAUGCAUGAAGAUCCUGUAGAAAAAUUUAAUAAUAGGAAAUACCUGCUUUAGUGUGCAGCUUUGCCAAUUAAAUGAUAACAGAAUAGCCCAGAAGAACAAUCUUAUUUGAAAUGGCUGAUAUAGAGGGGCACUCAAAGAAACAGCAUUUAGCAUGACCACUGUUAUAAUAAGUGUUAUUUUUAGUUCCAUGCUUUAAUUUAUUAGGACCAUAUGAUGUUUUUGUAUGAUUAAGAUGAUGCUCAGGAAUUCACGUGAGGUAAAGACAUAUUUAAGAACAUUGGUUAUCCAUUCACAGCACAGUUAAGCCAUUUGUUUUAGUCUUGACUGUUUCACAAUGAUCCAGAAACCAAUUAUUUCAGGAAAUAACAGGGACACUGCUAUCAAAUACACAUACCACGUAUGUUGGCCCCAAGAAGUAUUUAGUAUUUAGGCACUUUAACUGCAUCUAAAAUGUAUGAAUUUCUGCAAAAACAACUAGAUCUUUUUCAGCCUGAUCUCUUGAUCUCAUGACUGGCAAAGAUUCUGCAAAUUACAUUAUGUGCUUCUUUAAAAGUAUACUUUUCAUUUUUGUAAUUACUUGAACCAACUGUUCAAGUCAUUUGUAGUCAAUGUAUGAAGUAAUUUCCCCUUAAUUUAACACUGGUUAGACAACCAAAAUGUCUCCAAUUACUUUUUUUCUUAGUUUUGAGCAGGAUAUCUAUAUAUUGUUGAAUAAUUUAAAAUCUAACAAACUUCUGUUGCCACUUGGGUUCCAAAUGUCUUGAGCGCCAACUUUUAAGGUCCACUGUAGAUGUAGACACUCAUUUUCACUGUUCCUUUUUAUGAACAACCCAUUUACCAUAUAUGACCAUUACAUCCUCUUUCAUGCUAGCACAUACAGUACAUACCCACUGUCCCCAGAUGUGAUGGCACAGCACACUGGGAUCAGGCAUACUGAUUUGACUGCCCUGCUAAUGUGUCACAGCCCUUAGGACUCAGUUUGUCAUUGAAUGUCUGACUGUGACAAGCCACCCAGACCAAAACAUGAUCAGCUGACCUAAAGCAAAGACUGUCUCCUCUAGAGAGAGAUUUACAGUGUCUAACUAGUUUAUGACACACCAUACUGUCUGUACUGUGACUUUAUUCUAUUACUCACUGAUUGUCACCUUUAGAGUAUACCUACUCUGCAGAACAAAUCUGAGACUUGGUCUUCUUUCAUUGAUGCCUUUUCAUGCCCAAACUGGCUAGCAUUUCCAUGUAUCAUUUAGGAUACAUUUUGCACUUGAACAAAUAUGGUUAAAAAAUAAAAUCUUAGUGGAUUCUGAGCCAUGUCAAUGCAGUAAGUGCACAUGUUCCUGAUAGGUUUGUAUCUUGCUUGCAAAAUGUCCCCUAAUCCCAUUUUCUGUCUCUCUCCGACAUAUAUUGGUCCAAUUAAAGUGGCAAAAAGCCGAUCCUCAGAAAGCUCAGAGAACAAUACACGUGUUGUUAGACACCAUAUUUUGUGUGCCGUAUUAUGAGAUCAUAUUAUUUCAAGAACAUUAUCCCUUCCAGACUGCAAUUAUGCUCCAGGGACACAAAAAUAUGACCAUGCUUUAUUUCUACUCAAAAUGCAGUUAUAAGUGAAAUGCAUUUUCAUAAUUUUAUUUGCACAUGCUGCCAUGCUGUCUUUCAAAGCAUGACACUCCUAGUUUGUUUUAGCAGCAUCUAAUCUAAUAUUUCCUUGUGAUUUGGGUGGGACUAAAUGAAAAACCUAAAGUAAAAAGUGAUGUCCAUUGGACUGGAUGCAGGGUCUGAAAGAGUUAUCUUGGGGGUCUGAUGUUCUUAUAGCAAUAUUCUCAAGAAAUUAAACAAAAAAUGUUGAUUGUGGUCUAUCCUGCCCAUAUGUUUAUGAGACCACAUUUAAAAGUGAUUUAUAAAUCAAGUAACCUUAUUAUUAUAUUUUUGUGGGAGUGAAAUUGUAAAACCGUGUCCUAACCAGGUGUGAUGCCAUAAAGCCACAAGCGAUAAACACCAUCUAUUUCAUGUAGCCUAUCCAACUACGAACAUGACAAGUACAAAGCAGCUAGACCUUUGGUCGGUUGCUUGGUUUCUAUUGCGCUCAUAUUUGUAUUCAACAUCAAAUAUGUUCAAAUUGGCUGUGAUUUUUUUGCCAUCGCUCAGUAUGGACAGACAAAUUGCAUGUUGCUUGAAACUUGCCACGUCGAGCAUGGUAAGGACACUAUGAUGGAGUGGAUUUCACUUGAAUCCUAAGUCGUCAUCAUAUCCACUUUUGGUACCCGACUCAAACUGACAGAUGCACUGAUGUGUUUGUCCCUGACAGUGACAUGUUCUCCCCAGCCUUUCCAAAAUCAAGUGAGCGCCGCAUCCACAGCUGUGCCAAUAGAGACAACAGUAAAAGCAUGAUUCUAUAGAUUGAGAAGAGUGCUUUAGACAGACAUGAAGUGGUUUGUCAGCAGUAUUUGUCUCUAAAUGGUAUAAAUGGACAUAUUUGCUUUGUUACAAUUUGUAAGGGCUAAACUACAGGAGUGUUCCAUAUAUCUUGGACCUUCCAAUGGAGACGAAUCUGUACUGCACUGUACCUGUGUGAGCUGAUGUUUUAGUCCUUUAUUUAUAUUAGUACUUUGUCUGGUGCACGCAGUGAAACAAAAAGGCCUUUUUUUUAAUUAGUCAGGUGGACCUGAACAUUAUUCGAGUUUUAACCAUCAUGCCUUUGGAAGAGCAAACAGAAAAGAAUCUGUGCUUUUAAAUGUUUUUGAUGUAUUUGUCACUAAUCUGCAUACACUGUGAUGUUCUCUUUUAAGUGUUGAAAAAAUUGUUUUACUACAAAAAAAACUUUAGCAUCAAAUGGAGACUUGUUAUUUAACAUUAAAAAAUAUCUAUGU
Messenger RNA from Xyrauchen texanus (razorback sucker), 4520 nucleotides. RefSeq names its product adenosine receptor A2b-like. The record is from RefSeq and is a predicted model, not a curated record. The transcript has 3 exons. Gene Ontology annotation, molecular function: G protein-coupled adenosine receptor activity. NCBI's taxonomy places the organism in Eukaryota, Metazoa, Chordata, Actinopteri, Cypriniformes, Catostomidae. Bases 301 to 1350 code for a protein of 349 amino acids. Gene Ontology annotation, biological process: G protein-coupled adenosine receptor signaling pathway; adenylate cyclase-activating G protein-coupled receptor signaling pathway; vasodilation. Gene Ontology annotation, cellular component: membrane.